AAUCCAAAGUGAUAAAAGUGGUGACGUUUUUUUCUCUCUCUCUCUCUCUCUAUAUAUGAAUAGUAUUUGCUCUUGGGACAUCAAAAUAUCCACACCACUGAGUUCAAUUACAACCUAGGAACUCUCACAUCUUCUUACUCUUAAUUUUCUCUUCAGACCACUCAGAUAAUGGCAAGCACUCCUAGCAUUCCAUCACACAUAAAAGCUUGGGUUUAUUCUGAAUAUGGGAACACAGAAGAGAUUCUCAAAUUUGAAUCUAACAUACCUAUACCAGACAUCAAGGAAGACCAAGUGCUCAUCAAGGUUGUGGCUGCAGCCCUUAACCCAAUAGAUUAUAAGAGGGCUCAUGGGUUUUUGAAGAACACUGAUUCUCCCUUUCCUACUGUUCCGGGGUACGAUGUUGCUGGUGUGGUGGUCAAAGUGGGAAGUCAAGUGAGUAAAUUCAAGGUUGGGGAUGGGGUUUAUGGUGACAUCAAUGAGGAUCCUGUGAAUAAUCCAAAGGCCAUUGGGUCUUUGGCAGAGUACACUGCUGUUGAAGAGAAAGUGUUGGCUCACAAACCCUCCAAUUUGAGCUUUGUUGAAGCUGCUAGCCUUCCUUUGGCCAUCAUAACUGCUUAUCAAGGAUUUGAAAAAGUUGAGUUUUCUGCUGGCAAAUCUAUACUUGUUCUUGGGGGUGCUGGUGGAGUUGGAUCCCUUGUUAUUCAGCUCGCGAAGCACGUUUUUGGCGCAUCAAAGGUUGCAGCCACAGCUAGUACUGCAAAACUGGAUUUGUUAAGGAACUUGGGAGCAGACUUAGCUAUUGAUUAUACUAAGGAGAAUUUUGAAGAACUGGAAGAGAAGUUUGAUGUAGUGUACGACACAGUAGGAGAAAGUGAGACUGAGAAGGCAUUGAAGGCUGUUAAAGAAAGUGGCAAAGUUGUGACAAUAGUGAGAUUUGGACAUCCUGAAGCUAUAUUCUUCAUACGAAUUUCAGAUGGUACUGUGUUGGAGAAACUAAAACCUUACUUAGAGAGUGGGAAGGUGAAGCCAAUAUUGGACCCUAAGAGUCCCUAUCCAUUUUCUCAGACCGUGGAGGCAUUUGCACACUUGAAGACUAAUAGAGCCAUUGGGAAAGUGGUCAUACAUCCCAUUCCAUAAUUUAUGUUUGCGUGAUCAAACGUGAAUAUCUCUUUCAGAAUUGUGGUGGUGAAAAUUAGAUACUUGGCUUGUGGUUUGGUUGCAAUAUAAAUAAUAAGACUCAAUUGGUCCAAAAUUUCCAAAGGAUGAAAAACUUAUUUUCACA
Messenger RNA from Glycine soja, 1282 nucleotides. Its product is annotated as 2-methylene-furan-3-one reductase-like. The record is from RefSeq and is a predicted model, not a curated record. Gene Ontology annotation, molecular function: oxidoreductase activity, acting on the CH-CH group of donors, NAD or NADP as acceptor; zinc ion binding. The transcript is spliced from 4 exons. Bases 169 to 1137 code for a protein of 322 amino acids. NCBI's taxonomy places the organism in Eukaryota, Viridiplantae, Streptophyta, Magnoliopsida, Fabales, Fabaceae.